This is a messenger RNA of Radiomyces spectabilis, 1890 nucleotides long. RefSeq lists its product as uncharacterized. The record is from RefSeq and is a predicted model, not a curated record. The coding region runs from base 1 to 1890 and encodes 629 amino acids. Gene Ontology annotation, molecular function: protein binding. Lineage: Eukaryota; Fungi; Mucoromycota; Mucoromycetes; Mucorales; Radiomycetaceae. The transcript is spliced from 3 exons.
AUGGCACAAGACAUUGGCCGUUUUAAUACUGAUCCCAUCAUGAUGCAUCACUCUUCGUCGCAUGCGGCUGAAGACGACAAGCUCUUUUAUCAGACUCAUUUUUAUGACGUUCACAGUGACGACGAUCAAGAUAAAGAAGAGCCGAUGAUCGUGCCACAGAAUCUCGAACCUGAACAGUAUCGAUACGAAUUUCCCCCGAAAUCCCGCUUGCGGGCUCUCGCUUACCUCGAUUACCUCCAGGACGAACAAUCGUUCUUUGAUGAAUCGUCUUUCACCUCGUCCUCAACCGCGGCUUGCUUGUCGGUUGACAUGUGCUCGUUGACCGAUCACAUGAGUGACCUGGACGUCGACGCACGCACCCCGCCCAGUCACAUCCAACAUUGGGAUCAUAAGACUAUCUUUCAAAGCAGCGACGAUGACGAUUACGACGACGAAGAAGAAGAAGAGGAGGAGGAAGAUGACGACGACGAUGUACUUGUGGAUGACGGUCGAUUGUCACCCCUGCAACUUCCUGCACAAGUCAAUCGCCGACCUGUUACGCGCGUUUUAUCGUCUGCUUGCAGCGACCGACAUGCGCGUGAGCUUUCUGGCGAUUCGUCCGAUACCAUCACUUCUCCCGUCGGACCCUCAUCUUUCCUGCAGCCGCUGAAUGAACAUUACCAUCAUGAUCGUCCCGAGUUGUACCACCAUCCUCGGGUUACGCAAACCAGGAAUACAACUCGUCGUCGCCGAGAUCAUGGAAUGCACCAUUCUUCGCGUGUAGAUUCCGAAGAUGUGUUGCCCAUUUUCCGCAAUGACGAUGUCUUGUUGACGGAUGACGAUAGCUGUCAUGACGAUAAUAUCGUGCUUGUGAAACUGAGCAAAGGAAAACUGUCUCCGUGGAUGAAACACCCAACCACCGCUUCGGUCGGCAGCGACGAAGGUUAUGACGACGAAGAGGAUGAUGAACUUCCCAUUGAAUCCGCUUCCGUUUUCUUACCGUUGGACGAUCAAGAAGAAGAAGAAAUUCAAGUCGUGCGCGAAUCGGCCGCAAUCAAGAUUCAGUCGGCGUGGCGUGGCUACUGCGUUCGUCGUCAACCUCAACUGGCUACGGAGAUCGUCAAGAUUUGCGGUAAAGCGCAUCGUCAGUACAUGGUUCGCGUGGAGGAUCGAUUGGUGGACUUGGAACGUCGGUUGCGUGAAGAAACCGCGAUGCGAACGGCGUUUGAAAAGGCCAUGGAAGAUAUGACGGUGCUCAUUGAUCAACAGCAAAAGGUGCUCUACGAUCGUGUCGAACAGGAAGUGGAAAUGCGCCAAGCGUACGAACAAAAGAUGCAGCAUGCCUUGUCACAAAUGCAGCCCCUCGAACAGCGUUUGCGUAAAGAAAUCAAGGCACGAGGCGAACUGGAGACGAUGAUGGCCCGCGUGCUUGAUCAGCUGCAUGACCUCAAAAUGGCCCGCCAGCAACAAGCCAAAGAAGAAGCCGAAGCACGCAAAGUCAUGCAAGCCAAACUGGAUGAAGCUGUCAAGGAAAUCAAUAUUCUCAAACGCCAAACCCCAUCGUCUUCACGUACAUCGUCUUCUACUCGGUCCGUUUCCGCCACGCCCAUGCGAAACCCUGCAUUGUCUUCUCGCCAGUCCGUCGUACCACGAACGCCACAGAAACACACUCCUUCCAUCACAAAUAAACCCAUCACAACCAGAUCAGCCAUGGGAACCACCACCACCACCACCACUACUACCACCGCUGCAACAACAAAAACAACCAAAACGCCAACAUCUACUACCAUCGCUCAUCCCAUGGCUCGUCGUUCCAUUAUUCCACCCACCUCGGCAAGAAAUGUUGCAUCCACUCCCAAGCGACCACUGUCUCGUCGAACCGUGAAUUCUCGACCGCCGCUUAAAAAUUAA